AUGGAUAAGCCGGACUUGUACAACCUCGGGUGCACGCCCCUGACGGUGCUGGCCGCCAAACAGGUUGACGAGCUGUGGUCGGUCCUCACGUGGCCGAGGCAGCCGCUGCCGGUGCUCGACAUUGGCUGCGGGCCCGGUGACGUCACCAGGAAGGUUUUAGCUCCGCGGCUGCCACCGGGCACGAAGCUGGUGGCCUGCGACAUCAGCACAAAGAUGCUGGAGUUCUGCAGGCAGCACAACGCGCUGCCGGGCACCAUCACGUACGAGCAGCUGGACGUGGUUCAGCCCGACCUGGAGAACUCCGCCGUGUGGCAGUACGCGCCCUUCGGCAAGGUGUUCUGUUUGCUGCUGCUGCAUUGGGUGCCCGACAACAGGCGUGCUGUCCAGAACAUUCACAAGCUGUUGGUGUCUGGCGGAGAGGCUGUCUUCAGCAUAAUAGCUAACAUGACUCAUUACACAGUGCUUGAAGAAAUGGCGAAAGACUCGCGUUGGGCCCAGUACAUGCAGGACUCGGAGAAGUUCGUAUCUCCGUACCAGCACAGUGAGGACCCAGUGAGCGACUUCCGCCAGCUGCUGCAGAGCGAGGGCUACCAGGUGCUGCGCUCUGACGUCGCGCCGCAGGUGCUCUUCUUUCCGAGUGAGAUGCAGCGCAGAGAAUUAAAGUCAGCUGCCAGUCAAGACACAGUUAUCAAAACACAAGCUCAUUUAAACAUUGUUGUCGGCAUGGUGUCGUCGUUGUGCCUUCUCAGGGAUUCUGACCUACACCGUGCAUCGCUGCGGUCCGUAUGUCCAUUUCUGAACCGCGUUCCGGAAGACCAGAAGGAUAAUUUCUUAGAUGAUUGGCUACAGCGUAUGGAGAAACUGAACGGAUUAUCAAAGGACGUUGGAAGCAGUGGAGAGCCGAAAUACUACAUCCACUUUAACAUAAUGGUGGCUAUGGCCAGAAAACUUGACGCUGGUGGUAUAAAAAAGAGAUGGAAGAUGGUGGUGGUGGUGGUGGUGGUGGUGGUGGUGGUGGUGGUGGUGGUGGAAAAUUCAAAAUUGCAAUAA
Messenger RNA from Schistocerca serialis cubense, 1050 nucleotides. RefSeq names its product juvenile hormone acid O-methyltransferase-like. The coding region runs from base 1 to 1050 and encodes 349 amino acids. The transcript has 8 exons. NCBI's taxonomy places the organism in Eukaryota, Metazoa, Arthropoda, Insecta, Orthoptera, Acrididae. The record is from RefSeq and is a predicted model, not a curated record.